GUCAGUGCCCAACUUGCACCCACAAAGGUCCUGGACUGGAGAUCUGGGUAGGCUCAGAUAUAUGUUCAAGAUUAUACUGAAUUGCUCUUGUCAAGUAUUUAUAAGGCAUCUGGUGAUGGCAUUUUGUGGUUACAAGCUGUCAUUGUGUGUGCUGCUGAUCAGUGUGUGGGGACUGUUCCAGCUGCUCAUCAUGGGAGUGUUCUUCUACACUGAGACUCCCGCCUUUCUAGAGGACCUGCCCCUGGAGGGACUGUAUGAUAAUGCUGGAAAAUACAUGAACGAAGUCCAUCGAGGCUUCAAGUCCAAUGCCUUCAACUGCCUCAUUGCUGCCUGCCUCUACAUCAUCACCCUCGGUGUUUCCGGGUGGCAAUUCUAUCUGAAUCAGAAGACGACAUAUCAGGUGUAAAAAAGAAAAUAUAUAUAGUUAUUUAGUGUAAAUUGGAUGAUUGUUUCAACGUCGCUUACCCAUCAGGUGUAUAUGGAGUGUUAUUUACAGCUGUACGAGUGUAUGAUUAAUUAGUAUUUUUAUUAAACUUCACAAAAAAUAUGGUAUUUGUAGGUGAACGAAUAAAAGUUUUGUCUAUAUUGUCACUUGUAAAUGUAGAAGGGAUGUUUAUGGCGAGAGGACUGUAACUUAAAUUUAGUGUUGACGUAUAUGAAAAUGAUGUGCUUCAAUAUAAUUAGCGGAAGAAGAAAAGGAAAAAAAAAAAAACAAGGGCAACGCCUGGUGUCGGGCUCGACACAACACAUGAAACGCAAAGAAAGGUUUCUUUUUUUAGUCUAUUUUUUGUCCUUUAAGAAAUCUUGUGAAUCUUAACUAAGCAUGUAAAGUUGAUUAUAAUUUCUCUAAAAUGUUAGCCCCUGUACUCCUAGUUUUAAAUGAGCAUGUACAUUAUAAUUUAAAUGUGAUAUAAACUUAAACUUAUCCGUUUUAUUAAUUGAAAUACUGUAUGCAAACUAUUUCCAGUUAGUUACUUGUUUAUAAAGAAGUAAAACUUAAAUACUACC
Molecule: messenger RNA, 1008 nt
Organism: Cherax quadricarinatus
Lineage: Eukaryota; Metazoa; Arthropoda; Malacostraca; Decapoda; Parastacidae
Product: ribonuclease kappa
Biological process (GO): nucleic acid metabolic process
Molecular function (GO): RNA endonuclease activity
Source: RefSeq, a predicted model, not a curated record